GCUGAAGCCGCUCUGCUUUCCCAUCCAGAAACAAAGCAACUUCUCUCUGCUGCCCCGGUGACUCUUCUCCGCUCAUCGCCUGUCUAAGAUGGAUUUCUUCAAACUCUCUCCUGCCUAACAUGGAUGCCCCUUCACAUCCUCCAGCAUCUCCAUCAUCAUCAUCACCAUCUCCUUCCUCAGCUGAGUCGGAGAGCAGUUCUAUUUGCUUCUGCAGCCAAGCGGACAAGCAGCGCUUUUUUUGCCUUAUGGAUACGAGGAAGCACUCGCCCAACCUGCCGGAGUGAAAGAGAAAAACACACAUCUGGGAGAUAUACCGAUUCAGGGAAUAACAACUAGUGUGCACCACGCAAGAACCAUGAAGAUUACCUCCCUGCUGGUAUCUAACGGCAGAUUGAGGUGCAGGCUCCUACUGCUGCUAUUACACUGUGUGGGAUAUUCUCAUGGUAUGCCACACGUGUUGAGAUUCGGAGGGAUAUUUGAGUCCAUCGAGAGUGGUCCAUCGGGUGCUGAGGAACUCGCCUUUAAAUUUGCUUUGAAUACAAUCAACAGGAACAGAACUCUACUGCCAAACACCACUCUUACAUACGAUAUCCAAAGGAUAAACAUCUACGACAGUUUUGAGGCCUCCAGGAAAGCCUGUGACCAGCUUUCCCUGGGAGUGGCGGCUAUUUUUGGCCCCUCUCACAGUUCUUCGGCCAAUGCUGUCCAGUCCAUCUGCAAUGCCUUGGGGGUGCCCCACAUCCAGACUAAGUGGAAGCACCAGGUUUCAGACAACAAAGAUGUCUUCUACGUCAGCCUAUAUCCAGACUUCUCAUCCCUCAGCCGAGCAAUCCUAGACUUGGUGCACUUCUUCAAAUGGAAGACAGUCACGGUGGUUUAUGACGACAGCACCGGUCUGAUUCGACUGCAAGAACUUAUAAAGGCCCCGUCAAGGUACAACAUUCGAUUAAAGAUCCGGCAACUUCCUGCAGAGACCAAGGAUGCUAAACCAUUGUUAAAGGAGAUGAAAAGGGGGAAGGAGUUCCACAUCAUCUUUGACUGUGGACAUGAAAUGGCUGCUGGGAUCCUAAAACAGGCUCUGGCCAUGGGAAUGAUGACAGAAUAUUAUCAUUACAUCUUUACAACACUGGAUCUAUUUGCCCUUGAUGUGGAACCAUACCGAUACAGUGGUGUGAAUAUGACUGGAUUUAGGAUUCUCAACACUGAGAACAGCCAGGUGGCAUCCAUCAUUGAGAAAUGGUCCAUGGAACGACUGCAGGCCCCCCCUAAACCUGACUCUGGCCUUUUGGAUGGCUUCAUGACAACGGAUGCUGCACUCAUGUACGAUGCUGUACACAUGGUGGCUGUGGCUGUGCAGCAGUCUCAGCAGAUCACUGUCAGCUCGUUACAGUGCAACCGACACAAGCCUUGGCGCUUUGGGAACCGCUUCAUGGCCCUCAUCAAAGAGGCCCACUGGGAUGGCCUGACUGGGAGGAUAACUUUCAACCAGACCAAUGGCUUGAGGACAGACUUUGACCUUGAUGUCAUCAGCCUGAAGGAGGAGGGGCUAGAGAAGAUUGGCACCUGGGACCCUCCAAGUGGCCUGAAUAUGACAGACAGCCAGAGAGGGAAGACUACGAACGUCUCUGAUUCCUUAUCCAACCGAACACUCAUCAUCUCGACUAUACUGGAGGAGCCAUAUGUGAUGUUCAAGAAGUCUGAUAAGCCCCUGUAUGGAAAUGACCGCUUUGAGGGCUACUGCAUAGACCUGCUGAGAGAGCUUGCCAACAUCUUGGGCUUUACCUAUGAAAUUCGAUUGGUGGAAGAUGGGAAAUAUGGUGCCCAGGAAGAAAACACUGGCCAGUGGAACGGUAUGGUGAAGGAAUUAAUGGACCACAGAGCUGAUCUGGCAGUGGCCCCCCUAGCCAUCACAUAUGUGCGUGAGAAGGUUAUUGACUUCUCAAAGCCCUUCAUGACGUUGGGUAUAAGUAUACUCUACCGCAAGCCAAAUGGGACCAACCCAGGGGUCUUCUCCUUCCUCAACCCUCUCUCACCCGAUAUCUGGAUGUAUAUUCUGCUGGCUUACUUGGGUGUCAGUUGUGUGCUGUUUGUCAUAGCCAGGUUUAGUCCCUACGAGUGGUAUAACCCCCACCCUUGCAACCCUGAGUCGGAUGUAGUGGAAAACAAUUUCACCCUGCUAAAUAGUUUCUGGUUCGGAGUUGGAGCUCUCAUGCAGCAAGGAUCUGAGCUCAUGCCGAAAGCCCUCUCCACCAGAAUUGUAGGAGGAAUCUGGUGGUUUUUUACACUCAUCAUCAUUUCCUCCUACACUGCAAACCUGGCAGCCUUCCUCACUGUGGAGAGGAUGGAGUCGCCCAUCGACUCUGCUGACGACCUGGCCAAGCAGACCAAGAUAGAGUAUGGUGUUUUAGAGGAUGGCGCGACUAUGACUUUCUUCAAGAAAACCAAGAUCUCCACAUAUGAUAAAAUGUGGGAGUUCAUGAGCAGUCGGCGGCAUUCUGUGAUGGUGAAGAAUGUUGAAGAGGGCAUUCACCGAGUGCUAACCUCCGACUACGCUUUCCUCAUGGAGUCGACCACCAUUGAGUUUGUCACACAGCGCAACUGCAACCUUACGCAGAUCGGAGGCCUCAUUGACUCACAAGCCUAUGGGGUCGGCACCCCAAUGGGUUCUCCUUACAGAGAUAAGAUUACAAUUGCCAUCCUGCAGCUUCAGGAGGAAGGCAAGCUGCAUAUGAUGAAGGAGAAGUGGUGGCGAGGAAAUGGCUGCCCAGAAGAGGAAAGUAAGGAGGCCAGUGCCCUCGGGGUGCAGAAUAUUGGCGGAAUAUUCAUUGUCUUAGCCGCUGGACUUGUUCUCUCAGUGUUCGUGGCAGUGGGAGAGUUCCUCUACAAGUCCAAACAGAAUGCUGAACUUGAAAAGGCCCAAUGGCGACAACGAGAUAAGAAACAGGUCCUUUUGCAGUGCCAUGGUGGACGAACUGAGGGUCUCACUGAAGUGCCAGCGCCGUCUCAAACACAAGCCUCAGCCCCCCGUCAUGGUGAAAACGGAGGAGGUUAUCAACAUGCACACAUUCAACGACCGCAGACUGCCAGGGAAAGAGACCAUGGCAUGAAAUGGGAAUCACUUUCUCACCCGCACCUUUGCAAUGAGGAGGUGUGUAGAGACGCUUGGGGGAAACGUGGGGGGAAUUGGUGAAAGGGAGGGGUGAGAAUUUGAGUUAUUUUUGACACAGUGCAGGAGGUGCUUGAGAGACAAAGUCAUUCUUAUUACUUAAAGAUUACUUUGGAUUCAAAAAUAUUUCCUGUGGAAAUAACUUGAACCUAAGUGAUGUUUCAGCAAGUUACCUCAUUAUUCGUAUCACAAUAACAUAAACGACAGGCAGAGUUGUCAAAGUAAAAAAAAUGCAGAAUGACUUUUAGGUGGAAUGGACCUGUCCUCUUCGGUGGAUACUGCUUAAAAAACAGGGCCUGGUCAAGCAUCUUGCUCACAUUUUGCUGUGACUAUCGAUAAAUUCUAUGGGGGACUGGAAAGAAACGUGUAAUUAUUUAUUUUCAAACAAGAAUUGGGUGCGCAAAACAGGCUCAAGUCAAAUUUAACACCCAGCCUCAAAGACUACGGCGAGCUGAUUUCAAAAUGUACAGGGAAGUGUUGCUUAGUCACAUACUGUAAUUGAUCAAGAAAAUAAUAUAUUGUAUAUCAUCCAUCAGGCAAUAAGUGAUAUCAUUUAUUUGUGUUUCAGAGUACUAACACGUUUCAAAUGUAGUGUGUUGAGAGGAUGCAGAGUUACUGUAUAAACAAAGGAUGCAUGGUUUAGGGGCUGUAUAGCAAGCUGUUGAGUUCCAUGUACUGUAUGAGCCUGUAGUCGCAUAUAGGGAUCCAUGAAACGCACACACCCUUAACUUUAAAUUCGGAGGAAUUUUUAGAUGUGAUUGGCACAGCUUUGUUUGAAUUCACGCAAUGACACAAUGAAUAAACUGUAUUUAUUCAAAGUAUUUAUUGAUUUAUUUAUGGGAUUUCUUAUUUAUACCUCUACGGACUGGGUAAAUCGUACGGCCAUGUCUGUAUGCGAGUAUUCAAAAGUCGAUUUCCAUUUGCUUCGUGCAAUGUCUCCAAUUUGUUUCGUACUCUUGUGGCUUUUUACAUUUCUUUUACAGCAAACCUAACAUUUAUGUGCAUAUACAAUUUCUAAGAAAAGUGUUUUGUACAAAGAGAAUUAAACUUUUGUAAUGGUUUUUACCAACAUGACCAACACUCACCAUCAAGAGUUUCAUUCGUGGCAGUCGGCUGGUACUUCGGGCUGGUAGUCACAAGGCUUUCCCACACAUACACAAGCAAGAGCUGCACAGUGACAACAUCCUCACUCUGUUUUCCGACAGUGUGACAAGUAUUUAUGUUUUGGAGAAGAAAACUAUUUUUAUCAUGUAAAAGAACAACAUAUAAAGACAGAUAUUUUUACUUCCCACGAGACUGCAAAAGAUGCUUGAUCAUUCUACAAUCUUGGUUCAUGAUGCUUAGGACUCGGUACUGGCCAACUGUGUGUAAAUGGUUUUAAAAAGAUGUAUUAAAAAUAUAUAUGAAUUUUGAAUUUGUUGUGAAAACGAAAUUUAGUGCACACAGUUCACCCUUUGAAGUUGAUGCACAAGUUUAAA
This is a messenger RNA of Dunckerocampus dactyliophorus (ringed pipefish), 4644 nucleotides long. It is a transcript of the gene grik2, whose product is annotated as glutamate receptor, ionotropic, kainate 2. Gene Ontology annotation, cellular component: plasma membrane; postsynaptic membrane; presynaptic membrane. The record is from RefSeq and is a predicted model, not a curated record. Gene Ontology annotation, molecular function: kainate selective glutamate receptor activity; transmitter-gated monoatomic ion channel activity involved in regulation of postsynaptic membrane potential. The transcript has 18 exons. Lineage: Eukaryota; Metazoa; Chordata; Actinopteri; Syngnathiformes; Syngnathidae. Gene Ontology annotation, biological process: synaptic transmission, glutamatergic; monoatomic ion transport; modulation of chemical synaptic transmission. Bases 356 to 3190 code for a protein of 944 amino acids.